AUGCACGCGAAUCCAUACAUCGGGCUCAAGUACGACCUCAGUCGUGUCAAGCCCGACCGCCUCGACCCGCUCCUCAACAAGCCACGCGCCGCGACGCAGGUGUUCCGCGACAAGCUCGACCGUGCCGGGAGCUGGGGCGAGUAUGAGAGCUCUCUGUCUAAAUCCUCAGUUCAUGCGACCCAGACACGCACGAUGGUGCAAUUUAGCGCUAUGGACUUCGGCAUGGACGAGCACCUGCUUGUCUUCCACCUACCCGGCCCCACUACGAGGGUAUGGACCGGCCCAAGAUCAACAGUGAUGCGCCCCAACUACAAAUCUGCCCGCUUGACAUCCUGCGGCUUCUCCAAGUCGACGUGGUGA
Fomitopsis serialis is the source of this 360-nucleotide messenger RNA. RefSeq lists its product as uncharacterized. The transcript is spliced from 2 exons. The record is from RefSeq and is a predicted model, not a curated record. Lineage: Eukaryota; Fungi; Basidiomycota; Agaricomycetes; Polyporales; Fomitopsidaceae. Bases 1 to 360 code for a protein of 119 amino acids.